GCCCGCCGGCGACGCCGCCGCCCGCACGCAGCCACCAGAAGCGGAGGAGAAGAAAUAAGAACCACGCUAGAAUAAAAAGGGGAAAGCAAACGCCAGAAUAAUAUCCCGAGCACGAGACCAACGAGCGGCAGCGUCGCGGAGGAGGACGAACAGCGGCCGGCCACGACCGCGCCGCCGGCGAGCUCGCUCCCGAGUUUCCAGCGAAAGUAUCCGAAGAUCCUUGCUAGUUUCCAGGGACGUUCUAGCCCAUUAAGCAAGAUUCUUCAAGGUGAUGGUUCAGUCUCAACCCUGCUGACCUCCAUGUCCGGGGCCCCACGCUCCAACCUUGGACUUGUUCCCAGGGACAUGAAUGGUAGCCUUCCAGUUAGUACUACAAAUUCCUCUGGGCCAAGCAUUGGUGUUAGCUCUUUGGUGACCGAUGGCAACUCAUCACUUUCUGGAGGUGCCCAGUUUCAGCAAAGUACGAGCAUGAAUGCUGAUUCAUUCAUGCGCCUUCCUGCCUCUCCGAUGUCGUUUUCGUCCAAUAACAUUUCUGGCUCUUCAGUCAUUGAUGGCUCCAUCAUGCAGCAAAGUCCACCCCAAGAGCAGAUGCAGAAGCGGAGAGCAUCUAGUGUAACAUCACAACCUGUGAUUGAUGCUGCCGCCGCAUUUCAUGCUCAAAAGAAGCCAAGAGUUGAUAUUCAGCAAGAUGAUAUCUUGCAACAACAGUUGAUUCAACAGCUGCUCCAAGGUCAGAGUUCUCUCCAUCUCCAGGGCCAACAUAACCCACAGCUUCAAGCCUUGAUCCGGCAGCACAAACUGGCACAAAUUCAGCAACAACAGCAGCAUCAGUUAUCGCAACAAUUUCCUCAGCAUCAACAUUCUCAAGUUGGCAUACCUCGGCAGCCACAGUUGAGGCCGCCGCCAGCACAGCCUGGAAUUCAGCUAGCUGGACCUGUUAGGACUCCCGUUGAGAGUGGGCUUUGUUCUCGAAGGUUAAUGCAGUAUUUGUAUCACAAGCGUUACCGGCCAGAUAAUAAUCCCAUAACAUACUGGAGGAAGCUCAUUGAUGAAUAUUUUGCACCACGAUCAAGAGAGAGAUGGUGUGUGUCAUCAUAUGAAAAACCAGGGAAUACCUCAGCUGCUAUUCCACAGACAUCCCCGGGUACAUGGCGUUGUGAUAUUUGUAAUACACAUUCGGGGAAGGGAUAUGAGGCUACCUCUGAAAUACUUCCUAGACUCUGUCAAAUUAGAUUUGACCACGGUGUUAAGGAUGAAUAUCUAUUCCUUGACAUGCCGAACGAGUUCCGGUUGCCCAACGGACUGCUGCUCCUGGAGCAUACUAAAGUUGUUCAGAAGAGCAUCUACGAUCACCAACAUGUCACACAUGAGGGACAACUGAGAAUAAUAUUCACUCCAGAACUAAAGAUUAUGUCCUGGGAGUUUUGUUCACGGAAACACGACGAGUAUGUCACUCGCAAGUUUUUAACAGAGCAGGUUACACAUAUGCUGCGUGCUACCCAGAGUUAUCAAGCUACUGUCACUAAAAAUGGACCUGCUGGCCUAUCGAACGAUGAGGCACAAAAGGCUUGCAACGAGUUUGCAUCAGCAUCACGUCAACUAGCGAAAAAUAUUGAUCACCACAGCCUAAAUGAACAUGGUCUUUCUAAAAGAUAUGUUCGCUGUUUGCAGAUAUCAGAGGUGGUGAAUCACAUGAAGGAUCUAAUUGAGUUCAGCCACAAGAACAAGCUCGGCCCUAUAGAGGGCCUGAAGAACUAUCCCAAGCAAACUGCUGGACCAAAGCUCACGGUGCAGAAUUUGCAUGACUCAAAGGCAGUCAAAACAGAAAUGAGCCCCCAUGUGAAUAACGAGGUUCCAGGUGUUGGAGCAAUUAGUAAUAAUCCGCAGAAUCCUGCAGCACAAAGCAAUUACCAACAUAUGCUGAGAAGCUCAAGUGCAAAUCAGGGUUUGCUGCAGCAGGAGGCAUCACAGAAUGCUGCGGGAAUGAACAGUUACCAGAAUAUGUUCAGAAGCUCAAGCGCAAAUCAGGGUUUGCUCCAGCAGGAGGCAUCUCAGAAUGCUGCUGCGCUAAAUAAUUACCAGAAUAUGCUUAGAGGCUCGAGCCCAAAUCAAAGUUUGCUUCAGCAGGAGGCAUCGAGUAUCUUCAAAGGUCCUACAGCAGUGCACAGUGGCAUUCAGCUGGAAGCAUCUAGAUCGUUCCGUGCGUCUCAGCUUGGGCAAUUCCAGCAUCCCAUGUCAUUCCAGCAAGGUAUGCCCCAGCACCAGCAUAACAGUUUCCAAGGCCUGGGUGCUAGUCCACAAUUCCAGCAGCAUGUGAUCAAUCAGCUGCUGCAAGAAGCCAAGAAUACCAAUAGUCGCGCUCUUGCUCAUCAGCAUCAUCAUCAGCAGCAGCAGCAGCAACACCAUCAGCAGCAGCAGCAACACCAUCAGCAGCAGCAGCAACAACAUCAACAGCCGCAGCAGCAGCAGCAGCAACAUCAACAGCCGCAGCAGCAGCAACAUCAACAGCCGCAGCAGCAGCAGCAACAUCAACAGCCGCAGCAGCAGCAACAUCAACAGCCUCAGCAGCAGCAACAUCAACAGCCGCCGCAGCAGCAGCAGCAACAUCAACAGCCGCAGCAGCAGUCUCCUAGCACUCCCAAUGCAAAUGGUGGUCUCGCAUCCGGAGCCGCGGUCACCAACAGCGCUGCUAGCGCAGAGCAGGCACAGCACAUGAAUAACGGCACAGCAAAGGGCGCCGCUCCGAUGGGUAUGACGGGGCCUAGUAAUCUGAUCAACAGCGGAGCUGGCAUGGUCCAGCGAAGCAGCAGUUUCAAGUCAGUGAGCAGCAACCCGGCCGCUUCUGGCGGCAAUGCGGCGGCGACCCCAAAGGCGGAGUCUGUGCACGACAUGGACGACCUGGAACAUCUCAUCUCCCACGAACUCGUGGAGAGCGGGCUGUUCAUGGGGGAGCAGCCGGGAGACGGCGGCUUCUCGUGGAACAUCUGACAUCAUUGUCAACUAGAGUCUCGCUACUCUGAGAGCUGUGCUUGAUGGUGAUAUCGCGGUAGAUUAUUAAAAGUUUUUCUUCUUUUUUUGAGCUCUUUUUCGCUGCCUGGAACAGUCUCUGGUGAUCAUAGAUUGGUGAACCUUCAGUUAUGUGAGAGUGAGUUGGUUUGGAUAGCAGUGCAACCCAGUGUUAUUAACUAGUAUGGAAUGACAUGCUGUGGUUGUCAUUUGUGCCAGUGUUAUCUUCUUAUCAGUGUUUGGCCUGCCAUCUGUUCUUAAACCCAUCAUAUAUCCAUGAGAGGUGUAGCAACUAGUA
Molecule: messenger RNA, 3304 nt
Organism: Triticum dicoccoides
Lineage: Eukaryota; Viridiplantae; Streptophyta; Magnoliopsida; Poales; Poaceae
Product: probable transcriptional regulator SLK3
Exons: 10
Coding region: 301-2988 (895 amino acids)
Source: RefSeq, a predicted model, not a curated record